This is a messenger RNA of Lodderomyces oxycetoniae, 903 nucleotides long. RefSeq lists its product as uncharacterized. The record is from RefSeq and is a predicted model, not a curated record. Bases 1 to 903 code for a protein of 300 amino acids. The transcript has a single exon. Gene Ontology annotation, cellular component: endoplasmic reticulum; Dsc E3 ubiquitin ligase complex. Lineage: Eukaryota; Fungi; Ascomycota; Pichiomycetes; Serinales; Debaryomycetaceae.
AUGAAGAUAACAUUAAUAACAAGGUUCACAAACUCUUUGUCAUCUAUAGAACAAAUCCCAGACUUGUCGAUUCCAUGCAGUGUCAAUUUCGACAAGGAUGAUGUCAACAAGUUGAUCAAUGUGACGUGGAUAAAAGCGUCGAUACGAAGUAAAGUGCCCCAGUGUUCUCAAAGGCGUUUGAAACUUAUAUACAAUGGUAGAGUCUUGAAUGAAAAAACCGAUUUUGAAAAAGAGAUUUUGAAACCACGAAAAGCAUCAUUAAAUCAAAAUGAGCCUAUAUACAUACAUUGUGUCGUUGGAGAAGAACUAACAAAAGCACAACUCUUGGAGGAAAAUAGUAUUGAUAAUAAGCCGCAGGAAGUAACAACCACGCCCAAUGUUAUUGGGUUUGACCGGUUAUUGCAGCAAGGUUUCUCUUUAGAGGAUAUUGGCGAUUUGAGAAGACAGUUUCUGCAGUUAUAUGGGAGCGCAGCAACUAGUAGUAAUCAAAACCGAGAAAUUGCUGAUAUUGAAGAAAUAGAGAAUAGGCAAAGAGAGUUACGCGAGUUGGAGGAGCGCUGGAUAGAAUCUACGUCAAAUAAUGAUGGUGUCGCAACAGCAGGGGCAGCUGCAACAACGGGGACAGCUGCAACAACAACAACAACAACAACAACGGCAACACAAAAUGGAGGUGGAGAUAUGAUUGAGCAGACACAAGGCGUUCAACCUCCUCUUGAAUUUGACGAGUCUUACGCAAAUGAAGAUUUACUACUUGGGUUUUGCAUAGGUGUAUUUCUCGGAAUAAUCUCCGUGGUGUUCUUUGUACUUGACGACACAAUUUUCAACAAACGUCAAAAGAUGGCAAUAAUAGCAGGUAUAUUUAUCAAUUUCUCCUUGGCUAUAGUAAGAGGACAAUGGCUAUAG